This is a messenger RNA of Torulaspora globosa, 333 nucleotides long. It is a transcript of the gene RPC11, whose product is annotated as DNA-directed RNA polymerase III core subunit RPC11. Gene Ontology annotation, cellular component: RNA polymerase III complex. The transcript has a single exon. Gene Ontology annotation, molecular function: DNA-directed RNA polymerase activity; nucleic acid binding; zinc ion binding. Gene Ontology annotation, biological process: termination of RNA polymerase III transcription; DNA-templated transcription. Lineage: Eukaryota; Fungi; Ascomycota; Saccharomycetes; Saccharomycetales; Saccharomycetaceae. Bases 1 to 333 code for a protein of 110 amino acids. The record is from RefSeq and is a predicted model, not a curated record.
AUGUUGUCAUUCUGUCCGUUGUGCAAUAAUAUGCUUCUGAUAGCCAGUGCUGACAGUGGAGUUUAUUCCCUCUCCUGUCGAUCGUGCCCUUACGAGUUUCCGAUCGAAGGAAUAGAAAUUUACGACCGUAAGAAACUUCCCAGGAAAGAAGUGGACGAUGUGCUUGGCGGAGGCUGGGAUAAUGUGGAUCAAACCAAAGUUCAAUGUCCCAACUACGAUAAUUGUCAUGGUGAGAGCGCGUACUUUUUCCAGUUGCAGAUUAGGUCGGCAGAUGAGCCGAUGACGACCUUUUACAAGUGUGUUAACUGUGGCAAUAGAUGGAAGGAGAACUGA